UAGAGCAUAUCGUAUGUGAGCUCAGCCUGGCUGGGAUUUGAACAUAGCUGAUGGGUGUUGAAUUGAAUCCUGCUUGCAGUGGGACUCAUGGAGAGGGGGUUGGAACUGUUCUAUCCUGUCAACCUGCCCUCCCCUCUCCAUAUCAUUCUCCCCCAACCUAGAUGGGGCUCUCCUCAGGAGGUGUGAUCAGUGUCCCAUAAAGUGGUCCCAAUCCUGGACAUCCAGCGGGUCCAUCUUUCCAUUGCUUGGUUUUCUACACCAGUACUUCUCUGAUGGGGUCCACCCUCAACUCCUUAAUACUGGUAAACAUUGUUGGUAUGGCCGAUGUCCACACCUGCUCUCUCCCAUGCCUGCUCUGAGGUGUUCCUCAGGGAUCAGUAUUAGGACUGAUACUUUUCACAUUGUUUGUCAAUGAUUUAGAUAGUGGAUUUGAUGGCUUUGUGGCAAAGUCUGUGGAUGAUUUGAAGAUAGGUGGAGGGGUAGGUAGUGCUGAGAAAGCAAUGCGAUAAUUUCCUGAUUGGUCAGGGCAGCAAAGGAUAUGGUGAAGGGCAAGUGUAUGGGGUUGAUUGGGAUCUGGGAUCAGAUGAUGUAAUGGCAGAGUGGACUUGAUGGGCUGAAUGGCUUAACUCUGCUCUUAUGUCUUAUGGUCUUAUGAACUCAUUGUCUCUCUCUCUCCUACCCUCACUCUCUAUCCCCAUCAUCAUUCUCUCUGCUCACACACCCUUUCACUCUUUCUCUCUAUUGCAAUACCUCUGCUCUGCCUCCCCACCCCUCCACGCUCUCCCUAAACCCAUGCUCUCUCCGCAUCCCCUCCCCAUUAAACACUACCCCUACUCUCUUCCCAUCCUCACAUUCUCACCCCCACCUACACACUUUCUCCCCACCCACAAUUUUCAAAUCCACUCUCUUCCCAGACAAGCUCUUUCUCCCCAACAAACCCUCCCCAUGCCCACUACCUGAUCACUCCCAACUUCUAUUUCUCCAAAUCCCCUCUCCCUACCCCCACCCUCACACCACCCUGCUCUCUCCCCAUCCAUGCUCUUUCUCCCACCCUUACUUUCUCCCCAAUCCUGCUCUCCCUCCAAACCCCUGCUAACCCAUACCCCUGUGCUUUCCUCGUCUUUCCCUCCUGCUUUCUCUCCCUUCCCUUUUCUCUCCAUUUUCCACUUCACCUAUGUUUUCUUCUUCCUCAUGGUCUUUCUCACUGCCUGUGUCAUCUCUCCCUCUUCAUGGAGCCUCAGUCUCCCAUAUUGUGCCUCGUCGAUGAGGUGAAAUCUUAAUCCCCAGCCCAGUGACAUCACAAGCUGAAAAGCAGCUUCAAUGGAAACUGGAUCCACCUAAUCAAACCCAGCACAGAGAUGGCCAUGUCCCCUGGAACAGCACACCCAUCACUCACUACACGUUCACCUCAUUCUCAUCACAUUUCAUCUCUCCUUAACCCCAAUCUCUCUUCACCUUCUCUGAUCAUCCAUCUCUGCUCCUUCCAUUCCUCCUCUAUCCAUUCAACCCUCUUUCUGUACUCCCUCCUCUCUACAACCAUCUCUCCUCCUUCCAUCCUUUUUUCUUUCUCCCCUCUCCAUUCAUCAGUCUUUCUAUCCAUUCCCCCCAUCUCUCUCUCUCUCUCGCUCUAUCGAACCCUUCUUCCAACAUUUCUUCCUUCCCUCAGCUGCUCCUCCCAUGCUUCCAUAAUAGCUCCUCAUUUCCUGUCUCCAUUUAACUUUGUCCACCAACACCUCCAUCUACCUGUUCGUCUGUAUCUUCCUCUCUCUCGCUCUCCGGCUGUUCCUCUGCAAAUAUAAUUUCAAGAUACCAUCUCUCACCGUCAUUCCUUCUACCUAUAUAUCCAUCGGUUCUGUCUCCUUGCCUCCCCUUUCUGUCUCCAUUGGUCUUUUGGUCCAUUGGUCAUUUGUCACAUUCGCUCUCACUGGAUGUGCUCCUAGUUUGUCUCUCCCUCUAUCUACAUACUCUCUCUCCAUAUAUACUUGUCCACCCACUUUUACCCCAUCAUUAUUUUCAUCCUCUAUCUCCUCGAUGUCCAUUGUUCUCUCCAGCACUGCUGCCACCACCCACUCAUCCCCCGUCUGCCCUUCUUGCCACCUCCUCCUUCACUCUCACUGCUUCUGACCUAUGGGUCGACCUCUCUCUCUAAUUCCCCCGCGCAAGCAACGUAUUAAUUUUCUCGGUGCUGUGGUGUGAGCCGCGCUGGCUGGCUGCGCCGGGCAGCGCGAUCCUUUGCUCCUUCUUUCCUGGGCUCAGCUUCCUUUAUUUUUAGAAGUGUUGCUUUCUGCCCUGGGUCAUUUUCCUUAAUAUGGGUGUAUAGCUCCCUCGUCGUGAGGCAGCCUCCUUGCCAGACCCAGAAUCUCCACACCCAGCACAUUGCCACUGCUUCAGGCUGCAGCUGGCUUGACCAGGGUCUUGCUCUCCUCCUUGCAUCUCGGCGCAGUCCAAGCGUGUGGCUGAAGAUUUCCUGAGUUCCCGCUUUCUGCUUCCCCCAUCCGAGGCUGCCCCUAUCUCUAUCUCUGCUUCAGGGUUCUCUCUCUGUGCCCCCUCCCCAGAGCUCUCCAGCUGCACGAUGAGAUGCCCCUGGCUGCUCCUCCUGUCGGCCGCUACUCUCGCCCUGAGCCAGGCGGAGGAGGGCAUCAAAAUCCCUGAGUACGACGGCGAAGACCGGGUCAUCCACCUUUCCUCAAAGAACUAUAAGCAGGUCCUGAAGAAGUUUGACAUCCUCUGCCUGUAUUACCACGAGCCCGUAGGCGAUGACAAGGUCUCCGUGAAGCAGUUUGAAUGGGACGAGCUCACGCUGGAGUUGGCAGCACAGGUCUUGGAAGAUGAGAACAUUGGGUUUGGCUUGGUUGACGCAGAGGAGGAUGAGGCUGUUGCAAAGAAACUAGGUCUGGUUGAAGAAGGCAGUAUUUAUGUCUUCAAGGAGGAUAACGUGAUCGAAUACGAUGGCGAGCUGGCAGCUGACACUAUAGUGGAGUUCCUCCUGGAUGUUCUGGAAGACCCAGUGGAGAUGAUCGACGAUGAGGAUGAGCUAGAAACGUUUGAGGAUAAUGAGGAUGAAAUCAAGCUGGUUGGGUACUUCAAGAACGAAGACUCAGAACAGUUCAAAGCAUUUGAAGAGGCAGCAGAAGAAUUUCAACCCUAUAUUGCAUUCUAUGCCACUUUCAGUAAACGGGUGGCAAAUAACCUGGACCUUAAAAUGAACCAAGUUGACUUCUAUGAACCAUUUAUGGAUGAGCCAGAUACAAUUCCAGGAAAACCCUACACAGAGAAAGAAAUUGUCGAUUAUGUCAUUGAACAUAAAAGGGCUACUCUGCGGAAGCUGAAGCCUGACAGUAUGUACGAGACCUGGGAGGACGACAUCAAUGGGAUACACAUCGUGGCCUUUGCAGAGGAGGAUGACGCAGAUGGUUAUGAAUUCCUGGAGAUUCUGAAGGAAGUGGCAGAGGACAACACAGACAAUCCAGACCUCAGCAUCAUCUGGAUCGAUCCUGAAGACUUCCCUCUGCUGAAUCCAUACUGGGAGAAAACAUUCAACAUCGAUUUGUCCGAACCCCAGAUUGGCAUCGUCAAUGUCACUGACGCUGACAGCGUCUGGCUUGACAUGGAUGAGGAUGACCUGCCCAGCACCGAUGAGCUAGAGGACUGGAUUGAGGACGUACUUUCAGGCGAGAUCAACACAGAAGAUGAUGAUGAUGAUGAUGAUGACGAUGAUGAUGACGAUGACGACAACGAUGAUGAUGAUGAUGAUGACGACGACGACGACGAUGAUGAUGAUGAUGAUGAUGAUGAUGACGAUGAUUAAUCGCCAUCCAAUCAGCAGCCAUUGUUCAGUUGCAGGUGGAUGAGACUCUGGUCUGUCCCUGCAUCUCCACUCCUGGUGGGCGCCACCUGAUGAUUUUUUUCUAUCUGUAAAGCUCUUUAACUUAAUCUUUUUCUAUUGAGAAAUCAGCACGAAAAUCUCGUGGGAAUAGAGGUAAAGAGAAAGAAAAUAUAAACAAGACACUAAGAUAACAGACCAGUCUCUUUUUUGGGAAGCUGGGGAAAGGAGACUAACGUGACCCCUACACCUCACACAGCAUAUGAGCUAGAGGCUCUAUAAUCAAUACAAGGCUGAGCAAACAUCCAGUGAAUCCUGCAAACCUGGCUGAACAGGGCA
Hypanus sabinus (Atlantic stingray) is the source of this 4162-nucleotide messenger RNA. Its product is annotated as calsequestrin-1-like. The transcript is spliced from 11 exons. The record is from RefSeq and is a predicted model, not a curated record. The coding region runs from base 2573 to 3808 and encodes 411 amino acids. Gene Ontology annotation, molecular function: calcium ion binding. NCBI's taxonomy places the organism in Eukaryota, Metazoa, Chordata, Chondrichthyes, Myliobatiformes, Dasyatidae. Gene Ontology annotation, cellular component: sarcoplasmic reticulum lumen. Gene Ontology annotation, biological process: regulation of release of sequestered calcium ion into cytosol.